GCGCGCCUUCUAUUGAGGAGGGAGUGUUUCGUGUGUCAUUUUUAGAUAAAGUUUACAUGUUUUCUCGAAUUUAGGCAAUAAAUCACACUAAUCGUUAUAUGUUAACAUUGUUGUGAUUAUGUGUUAUCAUCUUGUGAGUGCUCAAGGCGUGUGAUAAGGGUGUCAUUGUAUGGGGGUGAAGGAAAGGAGCCAACAUGGGAGACAGCUUCUUGCACCUGGGGGACAUCGUGUCCCUCUAUGCAGAGGGCUCGGUCGCAGGUUUCCUCAGUACUUUAGGCUUCGUGGAUGGGUUGGUAGAUGACAGAUGCGUCGUGUGUCCCGAAGCUGGUGACCUUACUGAUCCACCCAAGAAGUUUCGAGAUUGCCUGUUUAAAAUAUGUCCCAUGAAUCGUUACUCCGCGCAGAAGCAGUUUUGGAAUACGGCCAAGCAGUCGGCUAACACCAAUGCUGAUACCGACACUGGGCUGUUGAAGAGAUUGCAUCAUGCCGCCGAAAUCGAGAAGAAGCAGAAUGAUAUGGAAAAUACGAAGGUGCUGGGCACUGUGGUGCAGUACGGGAGCGUGAUACAGCUGCUGCACGUCAAGAGCAAUAAAUAUCUUACGGUAAAUAAAAGACUACCCGCUUUACUGGAGAAAAAUGCGAUGCGAGUCCACUUGGACGCAAACGGCAAUGAAGGAUCCUGGUUUUACGUCAUACCCUUUUAUAAAUUGCGAUCUACUGGUGAUAAUGUGGUGGUUGGAGACAAGGUUAUAUUAAAUCCCGUGAAUGCGGGACAGCAAGUGCUGCACGUGUCUGCUAAUCAUGAGCUGCCCGAUAAUGUGGGAUGUAUGGAGGUUAACGUGGUGAAUUCAUCCACAUCCUGGAAAGUUACACUAUUCCUCGAGCACAAAGAGAACCAAGAGGAGAUCCUGAAAGGUGGUGAUGUCGUGCGUCUCUUUCACGCGGAGCAAGAGAAGUUCCUCACAAUGGACGAGUAUAGAAAGAGACAGCACGUGUUUCUCAGGACCACCGGCAGAUCCAGUGCCACGGCCGCGACGAGUAGUAAAGCUUUGUGGGAAAUUGAGGUAGUGCAGCACGACCCGUGCCGCGGCGGCGCGGGACACUGGAACUCGAUAUUCCGGUUCAAACACCUCGCCACUGGACACUAUCUAGCCGCUGAAGCCUGCACUAAAACCACUGAGGUUUUCGUUAGCAGUGACGCGAGCACAGAACCCGCGUACCAGCUGGUGUCGGUGCCGCACUCGUCGGAGAUCGCGACGCUGUUCGAGCUGGACCCUACCACUAUGACGCAUUCUGACGCACCCGUGCCGCAGAGCAGUUAUGUGAGGUUACAGCACCUGUGCACGCACACAUGGGUGCACUCCACAUCAAUACCGAUUGACCAAGAGGAAGAGAAACCUGUCAUGUCGAAGGUGGGUUGUUCAGUAAUAAAAGAAGACAAAGAGGCAUUCGCACUAAUAUCGGUGUCGCCCAGUGAGGUGCGAGACUUGGACUUCGCGAAUGACGCGUGCAAAGUGUUGUGCGCACUCUCCGGGAAGCUGCACCAGGGGAAUAUCGAACACAAUGAGAUGAAAGCUUUAACCUGCCUCCUCCAAGACAUAGUAUACUUUAUAGCGGGAUACGAGAAUGAGCCCAACAAGUCCAAAGCCCUGGACCUAGUCGUGGAGAACCCUAAUCGCGACAGGCAGAAACUCCUCAGGGAACAGUAUAUAUUGAGACAGCUGUUUAAAAUAUUACAGGGACCAUUCGAAGAGUCAUCAGAAGGCGAACCAUUCUUAAAAAUAGAAGAAUUAUAUGAUCCAAGAUAUGCACCAUAUAAAUUUAUAUUCAGAUUAUGCUACAGGAUAUUGCGCCUUAGUCAACAGGAUUAUAGGAAGAAUCAGGAGUACAUAGCGAAGCACUUCGGCUUCAUGCAGAAGCAGAUAGGAUACGACAUCCUCGCAGAAGACACCAUCACGGCGUUGCUGCACAACAAUAGGAAACUGUUGGAAAAGCACAUUACAGCUGCCGAGAUUGAGACCUUUGUUGGUCUCGUCCGCAAGAAUAUGAAGACCUGGCAGUCCCGUUUCCUGGACUACCUGAGCGACCUGUGCAUAUCCAACAAGAAGGCCAUCGCUGUUACUCAGGAGCUGAUCUGCAAGAGUGUGCUUUGCGCCAACAAUGCUGAUAUCCUCAUCGAGACCAGAUUAGUGCAUUUAAAAUACGAGGAUAGAUCGACAGAUGGUGAUAAAAUAUCAAUGGAAGAAGACGUUAUAUUAUUUUGGAAUAAUAAGCAGUCUUCAGAAUAUUUAUCCGCAUUAGCGACUAAAGCGAAAGCGGACCCGCGCAGUGAGGCGGCGGCCAUCUUGGAUUACUACCGACACCAGCUUGACCUGUUCUCGAACAUGUGUCUCAAUAGACAGUACUUGGCGCUUAACAGUUUAUCUCAACAGCUGCACAUAGAUCUUAUUCUCAAGUGCAUGUCAAACGGUGCCCUUCCGCACGAAGUCCGCGCCUCGUUCUGCCGGCUGAUGCUGCACCUCCAUGUAGACCGCGACCCUCAGGAGCCGGUGACGCCGGUCAAGUACGCGCGCCUCUGGAGCGAGGUGUGCGACAGGAUACACAUACACGAUUACCAAUGCGUCCGCGGCGGGCCGGACGCCACGAGGGAGAAGGUGAAACAGCAGUUCGCGUCAACCAUCCGCUUCGUGGAGAACUACCUGUGCAACGUGGUGACCAGGACCUGGUACUUUAGUGACCACGACCAGAACAAGCUCACCUUCGAGGUCGUCAAGUUGGCCAGGGAGCUGAUAUACUUCGGGUUUUAUAGCUUCAGUGACCUCCUACGGCUAACAAAGACUUUGCUAAGCAUCCUCGACUGUGUGACCGCUAUGGACCUGCUCAAUGAGACCAGCGCGUUGGCUGGAGACGUCGAAUCCCAGGAAGGAGAGAUUAAAAAACCGGAAGGCGGUGUUCUUCGCACAAUUGGAGACAUGGGAGCUGUGAUGACUUCCAUUACCCUUGGAACCGCGCAUAAUGUGGUGGGGGGCGGGGCGCAGCAGCGCAGCCCGUCUGCGCUCGCGCUGGCGCGGAAACACCCGCUCGUUAUGGAAACCAAGCUGAAGAUUAUUGAGAUUCUCCAGUUCAUCCUCGACGUGCGGCUGGACUACCGCAUCAGCUGUCUUCUGUCCAUCUUCAAGAAGGAAUUUGAGCAAGCCGUUGAUAAGAGCGGCGACUCCAUUGGACGUGCUGACGUGGAGGCGAUAGGGUUACAGGCUGAGGGCAUAUUUAGUUGCCGAGCAAUACAGACUGUGCCUGACAACUGUCUUCCAAAAAAUGUAGAUUUGGAUGGGCUAGACUUGGACGAGUGCGGUGGCCGAAUGGUCCUUCGAGUACUGUUGCAACUGUGUUCGCAAGGCGCCUCCGCAGCACUGGUGUCGGGCGCACUUGCCUUGCUAUUCAGGCAUUUUAGCCAGAGGCAGGAAGUCCUAGCAGCGUUUAAACAGGUACAACUGCUGGUAUCGGACGCGGACGUGGAAUCUUACAAGCAGAUAAAGGCAGAUUUAGAUGUUUUGCGGCAAAGUGUGGAGAAAUCUGAGCUCUGGGUGUUUAAUAAGGGAAGAGCGGGCGCUUUGGACGAUCACACUGAAAUAAAAGGCACAGUGGGUCCCGGCGGCGCGGUGCUGGAGCGGAACGCGUCGCUGGACAAUGUGCUCGACACUUCUAGAACGAACAAGCACGACCAUAUGAAUGAGUAUAAGAAGAUCAAAGAGAUCCUAGAGCGCAUGAUCAAGUACUGCACCCGGGGCAACAACGGCGACGCGGGCGCCGGCCGGCCGCGCCGCCACGAGCAGCGCCUCCUGCGCAACAUCGGCGUGCAUCACACCGUACUCGACUUGUUACAGGUCCCACACGACGAGAACGACACGGCGAUGGACGAGCUGCUGGACCUGGCGCACGAGUUCCUGCAGCACUUCUGCCACGGCAACCAGCAGAAUCAAGCCAUCCUGCACAAACACCUCGACCUGUUCCUCAAUCCUGGCAUCCGCGAAGCGCAAACCGUGUGCGCGAUAUUCGAAGAGAACGCGUCGCUGUGCGCGCACGAGAACAACGACAAAGUGGUGGCGCACUUCGUGCACUGCAUCGAGAGCAGCCGCCGCCACCCCGCCUACCUGCGCUUCCUGCGCACCAUCGUGCGCGCCGGCCCGCAGCACAUCCGCCGCAGCCAGGACCUCGUCAUGCAGGAGUUGGUGAACGCUGGCGAGGACGUACUGGUGUUCUACAACGACAAGGUGAUGUUCAACUUUUUCGUACAAAUGAUGAGGCAGUACAAACAAAAUGGCGAGAUGCCAGAGGCUCUAACAUACCACAUUCAGCUCGUCAAACUACUGACUUCCUGCACUUUGGGCAAGAAUGUCUACACCGAGAUCAAGUGUCACAGCUUGCUGCCUCUUGACGACAUUGUUGCUAUGAUCACACACCCUGAUUGUAUACCAGAGGUGAAAGAAGCCUACGUAGGGUUCCUGAACCACUGCUACAUAGACACCGAAGUAGAGAUGAAGGAGAUCUACUCCAGCAACUACAUGUGGGAUCUGUUCGAGCGCUCCUUUCUGCAGGACAUGCACGCUAUCCUACAACCUGAUGCUGGAACCUCAUCAUCAGGCGAGGUGAAGGUGUCGAGCAGCUCGCGGCAGGCGUGGGUGAACUACGUGACGGAUGUCCUGAUGCACACCAUAUGCACCUUCUUCAAUUCUCCCUUCAGCGAUCAGAGCACUACUGUGCAGACUCGGCAGUCGAUCUUCGUGAAGAUGCUACAGAGCACAUUCCGCAUCUACCAGUGUCCGUGGCUCAACCCACCUCAGAAGCUCAAUGUGGAGAAAUGCAUUCGGACACUCAGUGAAGUUGCUAAAAGCCGCAGCAUAGCCAUCCCACUGGAGCUAGAAGCUAAGAUCCAAACGGUGUUCGAGAAAGCGGCUGCGCUGUCCCGGCAGACCAGCAAGUGGCUGCUCGCUUCUAAAACCUGCAAGCUGGAGAAAAUGGCUUCACAGAGCAAUCUGCAGAACGACAAGUCAGUGAUGGAAGGUCUGCAAGAGAUAGUGUCGUUGUUGGAGGAGCAGCUGCGGCCGCUGCUGCAGGCGGAGCAGUCGCUGUUGGUGGACAUCCUGUACAAGCCGCACCGCCUGUUCACCUCGCCCGGCGAGCUCACCAGCCCCGACACAAGCGGCAUCUUCAUAUCCAGGUUAAUCCGUCACACGGAGAAACUUCUAGAAGAGAAAGAAGAGAAGUUAUGCGUCAAAGUACUCCGCACGUUGCGCGAGAUGAUGGCUGUUGACCCAGAAUAUGGAGAAAAAGGCAACCAGUUGCGCAACAAGUUGCUAUCGCAAUACUUCGUGAACCGCAAGUCGGAGCCCAAGAUACAGACCGCACCCCCCCUCGUCGCUGUCACGCAUGGCCCUGGGGCUGAAGCACUACCACAAGUGAAAACAGCAAAAGUGCUCAUGCGCACGGGACAGACGCUGGCACAAGUGCAGGCGCACCUUGACAGAGAAGGUGCAUCGGACCUGGUGGUGGAACUGGUAAUCAAAAGCACCAACAGACCAGCUAUAUUCCUAGAGGCUAUACAGCUUGGAAUUGCUCUUCUGGAAGGUGGCAAUCCUAUCAUUCAAAAUAGUAUAUUUACGAAGCUUCAGAAUGGUGACAUAUCACAGGCGUUUUUGAAGGUAUUCUACGAUAAGAUGCGCGAGGCUCAGCAGGAGAUCCGCUCGCUGGCCGUCAGCAGCACCAGCGGAGCCCCCACCGACAAGCGCACCAGCCCCACUGACAGACAGAAGCACUCCACCCCUGAGGGUAAACCAGUAACGGGUCCAUUAGUGGUGGGUGAGGAUAUGGACGAGGAAGUGAACAACGCGUGCGGCUCCGCGGUACACGCCUACUCAGAUAUACACACCAUGUCCCAUGCUUUUACCCCUUUUCAACCAAUAUCUAUCUCACAAUCUCGUCAUAAAUCUAAAGGAACAACAGUGUUAGAGGAAAUAAUGGCCGAAAAGAAGCGUUCCAGUGGCAAUGGGGAUGUUCUGCCAGCCAAGGUGGCCGUCAUGAAGCCCAUCUUGCGGUUCCUGCAACUUCUCUGCGAAAACCACAACCCGGAUCUUCAGAACCUUCUCCGCAACCAGAACAACAAGUCGAACUACAACCUAGUGUCGGAGACGCUCAUGUUCCUGGACUGCAUCUGCGGCUCGACCACGGGCGGACUCGGGCUCUUGGGCUUGUAUAUUAACGAGGGGAACGUAGCACUUAUCAAUCAAACUCUGGAGACGCUCACUGAAUAUUGUCAAGGUCCCUGCCACGAAAACCAGAACUGCAUAGCGACACACGAGAGCAACGGGCUGGACAUCAUAACGGCACUGAUCCUGAACGACAUCAACCCCCUGGGCAAGACGCGCAUGGACCUGGUGCUCGAGCUGAAGAACAACGCCUCCAAGCUGCUGCUGGCCAUCAUGGAGUCGAGGAAUGAUUCCGAGAACAAUGCUGAGAGGAUCCUGUAUAAUAUGAACCCUAAGCAAUUGGUGGACGUGGCAUGCAGUGCCUUCCACCAGGAGCACGCGGACGCCGACUCGGAUAGCGAAGAUGACGCGCCCUGUGCAGGGGUUUCUCCCAAGGAGGUCGGGCACAACAUCUACAUCCUGUGCCACCAGCUGGCGGCGCACAACAAGGAGCUGGCGGCGCUGGUGCGCGCCACGCCCAGCGGGCCCGCCGCGCCCGCGCUGCAGUACUACCGCUCGCACACCGCGCAGAUUGAGAUAGUGCGCACGGACCGCAGCAUGGAGCAGAUAGUGUUUCCGAUCCCAGAGAUAUGCGAGUACCUUCCUGAUGAAAGUAAACACCGCGUACUGCAGAGCGCUGAGCGAGACGACCAGGGUAGCAAGGUGGCUGACUUCUUUUCGCGGCUGGAUAAUCUGUUCCAUGAGAUGAAGUGGCAGAAGAAACUGCGAGGCCAACCGUUUCUGUUCUGGGUGUCGUCGUACAUGUCAUAUUGGAGCAACAUUCUGUUCAAUUUCGCUGUUCUAAUAAACGUCAUCGUUGCAUUUUUCUACCCAUUUCAAGAAGAAAAUCCAGAAUUGGACGAGCAUCUAUCGAUGGUGGUGUGGAUAGCGCUGUGCCUGGCGGCCGCGCUGGUGAUGUGGGCCCCGAGCUGGGCCUCGCUGCGGGCGCUCGCCGCCUGCGUCAUCGUGCUGCUCAUCUACCUGCUGGGCCCCGAGCCCAUGCUGUGGCUCCUCGGCAUGCUCACCAUAGUAGUAAAAGGCAUCCACUUAGUGAGCAUAAUGGGGAACCAGGGUACACUGUCUAAGUCCCUGAGAGACGUGAUCACGGAUCCCGAGCUGCUGUACCACGGAGUCUACCUCAUCUUCUGCUUCCUGGCCAUCUGCUGUCAUCCGUUCUUCUUCUCUGUCCUGCUGCUAGACAUAGUGUACCGCGAGGAAACCCUCCUGAACGUGAUGCGCUCCGUGACACGCAACGGGCGCUCCAUCCUGCUCACCGCCGUGCUGGCGCUGGUGCUGGUCUACAUGUUCUCCAUCGUUGGCUACAUGUUCUUCCGGGACGACUUCCUGGUCAACGUGGACCGGCUCGAUGACGACGACGACCCCCGCUUCGAAGUGGGGCCGGGCGAGGCGGGCGAGGCGGGCGGGGCGGGCGGGGAGGGGGGCGGCGAGCGGCGCGCGCGGCUCGUGGCGGUGGGCGGCGAGCUGCGCGAGCGCAGCUGCGACUCGCUCGUCAUGUGCAUCGUCACCACGCUCAACCAGGGCCUGCGCAACGGCGGCGGCAUCGGCGACAUCCUGCGCGCGCCCGCCAGCUUCGAACCGUUGUUCGUGGCGCGUGUGGUAUACGACCUUCUAUUCUUCUUCGUGGUGAUCAUUAUAGUUCUAAAUCUCAUCUUUGGUGUCAUCAUCGACACCUUCGCCGACCUGCGUAGCGAGAAACAGCAGAAGGAGCUGAUAUUGAAGAAUACCUGUUUCAUUUGUGGUUUGAAUAGAUCCGCCUUCGACAACAAGACGGUAUCAUUCGAAGAGCACAUAAAGAGUGAGCACAACAUGUGGCACUACCUGCAUUUCAUGGUGCUGGUGAGGGUCAAGGACCCCACUGAGUUCACCGGCCCCGAGAGUUAUGUGCACUCUAUGAUCAAGUCGAACAACCUAGACUGGUUCCCG
Messenger RNA from Zerene cesonia (dogface butterfly), 8186 nucleotides. RefSeq names its product inositol 1,4,5-trisphosphate receptor (gene Itpr). Gene Ontology annotation, cellular component: membrane; endoplasmic reticulum. The transcript is spliced from 62 exons. Gene Ontology annotation, molecular function: inositol 1,4,5 trisphosphate binding; inositol 1,4,5-trisphosphate-gated calcium channel activity. The annotation marks the transcript as partial. Lineage: Eukaryota; Metazoa; Arthropoda; Insecta; Lepidoptera; Pieridae. The record is from RefSeq and is a predicted model, not a curated record. Gene Ontology annotation, biological process: calcium ion transmembrane transport.